Messenger RNA from Hippocampus comes (tiger tail seahorse), 703 nucleotides. Its product is annotated as delphilin-like. NCBI's taxonomy places the organism in Eukaryota, Metazoa, Chordata, Actinopteri, Syngnathiformes, Syngnathidae. The transcript is spliced from 4 exons. The record is from RefSeq and is a predicted model, not a curated record. Gene Ontology annotation, molecular function: protein binding. The annotation marks the transcript as partial.
UAUGAUAAUUGCAAAUGGCCCGCAAUCCUCGGAGUCUUGCCCAUUUCCAUGUUACGUCUGUUGUUGGUGCAUCUCAGUCAUUGUUCUUUUUUUAGGACGGUGAGAGUGUGCAAAGGCAACAUGAGCUUUGGCUUCACUCUCAGGGGUCACGCUCCUGUGUGGAUCGACUCGGUCAUCCCCGGGAGCGCAGCAGACAAGGCGGGUCUAAAACCAGGAGACCGCAUCCUGUUUCUCAACGGACUUGAUAUGAGGACCUCUUCCCAUGAGAAGGUGGUGUCCAUGCUGCAGGGAAGCGGUGCCAUGCCCACCCUGGUAGUGGAGGAUGGCCCGCCCUCGUUCGCCAUGUCGGAGCAGGACCCGGCGGGGGGCGGCGGCAUUCCCGCAGAGCGCGCUCGCUCCCCCGUGCUCAGCUCCCUGCAGUGGGUGGCCGAGAUCUUGCCACCCAGUAUCCGAGUCCACGGCCGCACCUUCGGCCAGCAGCUGGAGCACCUGCUGACCAUCCAGGAGAAGUACACCAUCUGCAAGGCUCUGGAGAACUUCUUCCAGCACAGGAAUGUUGACACACUGAUCGUGGACGUGUUCCCGGUGCUGGAUACGCCAGCCAAGCAGGUCAUCUGGCAAUUUGUUUACCAGUUGCUGACGUAUGAAGAACAAGAACACUGCCAGAACAAAAUCUCGCGCUUUCUUGGAUUCAAGGCACCAG